This is a messenger RNA of Terrapene triunguis (Three-toed box turtle), 3604 nucleotides long. RefSeq names its product adaptor related protein complex 1 subunit sigma 3 (gene AP1S3). NCBI's taxonomy places the organism in Eukaryota, Metazoa, Chordata, Testudines, Emydidae. Gene Ontology annotation, cellular component: membrane coat; intracellular membrane-bounded organelle; AP-1 adaptor complex. The transcript is spliced from 5 exons. The record is from RefSeq and is a predicted model, not a curated record. Gene Ontology annotation, molecular function: clathrin-cargo adaptor activity. Gene Ontology annotation, biological process: vesicle-mediated transport; intracellular protein transport. The coding region runs from base 99 to 563 and encodes 154 amino acids.
ACUUUCAGUUUCGGGCAUUGUGGGAAGGCAGGAUGGGCGGCGGGGCGCGCACCUGACACUGAGGGGGGAGCCGGGGCGAGCCGCCCGGAGCAGGGACCAUGAUACGCUUUAUACUGCUGUUCAGCCGACAAGGGAAAUUAAGACUGCAGAAGUGGUACAUAACGUUACCUGACAAAGAGAGGAAAAAGAUCACACGGGAAAUUGUUCAGAUUAUUCUGGCUCGCAGUCAAAGGAUGAGCAGUUUUGUCGACUGGAAAGACCUAAAGCUAGUUUACAAAAGGUAUGCUAGUUUAUAUUUUUGCUGUGCAAUAGAAGACCAGGAUAAUGAGCUGCUGACACUAGAGGUUGUUCAUCGUUAUGUAGAACUACUGGACAGGUAUUUUGGAAAUGUUUGCGAGCUGGAUAUUAUCUUUAAUUUUGAAAAGGCUUAUUUUAUUCUUGAUGAGUUUAUAAUGGGUGGAGAAAUACAAGAAACAUCAAAGAAAUCAGCAGUGAAAGCUAUAGAAGAUUCUGAUAUGUUACAAGAGACAAUGGAGGAAUAUAUGAACAAACCUGCAUUUUAACUUUAAAACCUCUUGGAGGGACAGAGAUGCUGCUUACUAUCUGUAAAAUUCACUUGUUGAAAUUGCUUUUCUAUGUGCCAGAGCCUCUGAGAAAUACCAAAAACCAAUAACUAAAGGGAUUUGUAUAGUAGUCAAAAUGAAGGUCAGCUCCAGUAGCGUAUAUUGUUCUAUAUAGGAGUUUCUUAAAACUGUUAUUACACUUAAUCUAGCCACUAUCCUCCUCCUAGACUAAAAACUAGUUUUUAUACAAUGGCUUUUAGCUAUGAACUUUUUCAGUCUAAGAAAAUAUUUGCAAAAGAUAUUUAUACUAGUUUUAGUCCAUCACUGAUUGCAUCAGUAUACUUUUGUAAUAAUAUAUUUUUUGAAUGUAAUGAUUAUUCUGGUCUAAUAAUAAUAAUUUUUCUUAAAAGCUGGGUUUUUUUUUUCCUGGAGUCUGCUUUGAACAUGUGUUAACACUUAAAAUGCAUAUGCAUCUCUUCAGCUCACCCUCUCCUGCCACUUCCUAGUAGGGGUACUACCUUCCUUCUACCACUGGCUCUUCCACCCAAUAAAAUGAGAGCUCUUCCACCCCCUAAGCACACCACCUCCACUUAGUACUAGAAGGCCACAUUCCUAGUCUAAGUCGGAUUCUGUGAUCUUCUAUGCCCUUCAUGGUUCUACGUGGCUGUUCUUCUCUGCUGCUAUGUUCUGAUGUCUUAUUUCCAUGUUUUUUCCCCACCCCAGCCUGACCUUCCGGUAUAACCUUCCCUCUUGUUAGAUCCGGGACCAAAGAAGAAAGGGACUGACUGGUAGACCCCACUGGGAGGGCAGGUCUUGAGAGGGAGAGAUUAUUCCUGGCAAGAAGGACUGUUGGUGUCUGGUGGAAUUUACUCCUCCCUCGAGUACCAACUUACUCUAACUUUUAGUGUCCAGAAAUGGCUACUCCUCUCCAACACAGUCCCCUGAAAACUAGCCAGUCCAAAGUUGGCAUACACAUAGAAAUUAGCCUGUUUCUUAAAAGUUGCAAGUGGCCUAAUAUUGAUAAGAAUGGACACUAUAAUAAACCCCAUUGUAAUUUUGCAGACUACACAAAGAUGGAAGAGACCAAGAAUAACAAGACAGAGAUGAGAAUAAUCAAAUAUUUGGACUAACUUUAUAAUAAUGUUUUGAUAAAGUGUUUCAGAAGAGAGGAAAAAUAGCAUGUUACCUUGUCUAGUUUCCUUCCAAUGAUGUAUUUUUUCCCUUUGGGUUGACCUUGAAUGCUUUGACCUGUUUGUAGUUUGACUGAACUCACAUCACUUGAGUGAUUAUUUCAUUCUAAUAGGCUUCUAAGUUAAAAGACCUUUUCCUAGUUAUUAAGUUUUCUUUUCUCUAUUUCAUCAUCACAUUAUUCUUCUCUAGACCCUUUCCAAAUCAUGAAAUUGUCUUCUAUAUAAUUUAGGGAAUUCUUUACUUUUGGGUGACAAAUACACAGAGAUUACAGGUUUGAUUUCCCCAGUAAUGUAUGGGUUUUUUUUCUCCUUCACUUCCAAUCUUUUUGGCACUAUGGUAAAAGCCAUAUUUCAGUUCCUUUUUCAUCAUUAAACUUCUUGAAUUAUUAUUCUAAAUAUUUCACUGCUACUCCCUUCAGAGUCUAUUUGUAUCUUACUGGUUUUCUAAAUACUUUGACAUACAGCACCAACUUUGUUAAUUACCAGCCCACUUCUUUUCUGUCUGUUAUCUAAUUUGUUAGUCAAACUUGUGAGUAGUCAGUUGGUAGUAUCAUACUGCUCACUUGUUCAUUACUCUAGCCAUCUGUUUUCUCCAUAUUGAUGUCAAAGUGAUACUUCCAAUACCAUGGAAAAAGUGAAAACACUGAAGGCUUUAAAUAGCUUCAGAACAUUGGUUUUAACAUUCAAUUACAUGAAACUGGGUGACUGCAUAUUAUUUCAUCGUGGUUUGAACUGCAGUAAUUUAAUGAUAAAUUCAGUAUUUUUAAAUCAGUUCAUACCGUAUACAGAUGAUCUUUUAAAAUACUGGCUAUUCAGAUUAUUAAGUCACUUUAACAUUUAAAUCAUUAUUAGUUUACUUUCUUCUCACUUAUUUUAUGCCAAUUUCUGAUACUCUUACUCACAUUGAUUAGAACUUUAUUCCUCAAGCUGUCUCAGUGAGAUCAGAUGGAGCAGCUAAAGGGCUAAGAUAUUACUCAGUGCGUGUAAGAGUAUCAAAAUCUGGCCCUUUGUGAUCGUUCUAACAAGGAACAUAAGGCUUUACUUUAUAGCAAUAAUACAUAAGAGACCUGGAGGGAUGCUUAUGAAGAAGUAUUAAUCUCACGAGUAGAGAGCUAGGUGCUUGUAUAACCCACAUCAACAUCGUAUCUGAGUUAAAUAACGUGACCCAAAUUCUCUGCCAUGCCCAGUUUGGGGGACUGCAAGGAGGCUGCUUGUGGCUCCCUUACUGUCAGGUUGCAUCUACCCUAGACAUGCUAUAGACACUGCAUAGAUUAGCACUUCAUGAGGUGCUGUGGUUUAUGCUAGCUGGCUGCAGCUCCCCAACAGGCCAGCUGAAGGUUGCUGAAGUGCAGUGUGCUCCAGCCUCAGUCUCUUCCCACCAAUAAUGCCCUCUACACAAGGGCUACAGAGUGGGAAUGAUAGAGGCUUGCCUAGCUCUCUGGCCUUCUGUGAACUCAUCAGCAGAUGGAAACCAGUGACUUUCCACUCGUGCUAGGAGCUGAGCUUUGUCCACACGGUGUGGCUAAGUAAUGGUUAAUGGGAGGCACAAGCCUACAACUAUCAGCAUAUGAAGGUUUUAAACAGUGAAGAGGAAGAGACCUUAUUUAGAAUGGUACAGGUGGGUUACAACUGGAUGGAAUGGGAACAAGUUAUUGUUCAGAAGGAUUAUGAAACCUUAGAUUUAUUUCACUUUCUAUACAGUGUCAGUAACUCAGAUAACUUAAUUCAUAUUGUUACAUAAUAGCAAAAAACCCCAAAUACAUUAUAGAAUCACUUUUAGGCCCUAUCCUGCCAGGGCCGGCUCCAAGGUUUUGGCCGCCUCAAGCAGCCAAACAAAAACAACAACAAAAA